Messenger RNA from Cyprinus carpio (common carp), 1815 nucleotides. RefSeq names its product mitochondrial intermembrane space import and assembly protein 40-B-like. Gene Ontology annotation, molecular function: protein-disulfide reductase activity. Lineage: Eukaryota; Metazoa; Chordata; Actinopteri; Cypriniformes; Cyprinidae. Gene Ontology annotation, cellular component: mitochondrial intermembrane space. Gene Ontology annotation, biological process: protein import into mitochondrial intermembrane space. The record is from RefSeq and is a predicted model, not a curated record.
CACCUGUCCUGGAGUACCCCUAGCCCUGCACGUUUUGUAUGUCUCCCUCAUCUAUUACAACUGACUCAACUCAGCUCAUUACUGCAAGACCUGAAGUCGGUGUAUCAGAUACAGAGAGACAUAUAAAAUGUGCAGUGCUGGGGGUAAACAAAAUUUGAAGCGGUUUUGUUCAUUUUUGAAAAUGUUAAUAAGUAACUAGAUAAGAAUGUUUGGGAUGUGAGUGCUUGCAGUUUACAUUGUAGAACAAAACGUAAAAGUAUCAAGUUAUGUUUACCACAGGUUUAAGUUCACUCAUAAAUUGGAAAAACCCCACAGAAAAAUCUCGAAGGAACCCCGCGGAUUACUCUUCCGGUUUCGGACGUCAUAGUUCCUUGGGGUCCUUGUCUACUGAUUAUCACGUCAUGGUAUUUGAUUUGAAAACGUGGGUUGAAAGCGGCAUGACCAAAUGAAUGAGAGUAGGACGGAUAGAUGGCGAACCGGGCACUUUUCGAGUCAAGUUGAUACCGCGAGAUAUUGCUAACAAAGCGCUGGAUCAGCGCACUACUUCUCAUUUUCCUUUGCAAUUUCUGUGUAAAAAAAAAAUAGAAAAAAUAGAAAUGACUGCAAUCAACGGGGAAGGGAAGGACAGAGUCAUAUUUGUUACCAAGGAAGAACACGAAAUUCCUAGCACUCUGAAACUGGUUGAGGAGGAUACAAAUGAGGACCAUGAAGUAAAAGGUCUCAUCUUACCGAGUGGUGAGAUAAAUUGGGACUGUCCGUGUUUAGGGGGGAUGGCAAGUGGAGCGUGUGGAGAGCAGUUUAAGACUUUAUUCACCUGCUUCCACUUCAGUCAAGAAGAGGUGAAGGGCUUGGACUGUCUGGAGCAGUUCAGAAGCGUGCAGAAGUGUUUUCGGCAACAUCCUGAACUGUUUUCUAAGAAAGAUUACCUUCAAAGUGGAAAUCCCGGGUCAGACACAGAACAAAAAGACCCCCCUUCCAUCUCUGACUUAAGCACAAGCAAAGAGUCUGACCCUCUGCCCACUGAGACCAAUGAUAUGCCUUCACAGCAGCCCAUAGCUAGUUAAAAUUGGAGAACAACCAACUUCUGUCUCUUAUUCCACUUUUUUUGUUUUUACUUUAAUCUAUUUAUAUCUGUUUUAAGAUGAGACAUAAAGGAAAGAGGGACACUGCAUAAAAGCAGAAAGGAAUAUUGACUAUAUAUUUUUCCAAAAUGUCUUAUGAUCAGGUUAAAUGUGAUAUCCUGAAAUAUAUAUCGUGAUGUCUUAAAAAAUGGCGAGACAUCCAGAAAAAGGAACCAUAUAAAGGAUGUUUUGAAAAAAUAAAUUCUUAUAGGGUGUUCUAGAAAAUAUAAACUGGAUAUUUAUACAUUUUGUGUUCUUUUUCCCUUUCUUUUUUUAUACUCCUUUUUCAUUUUGUGUUCUUUUUUUUCUACAAUUAUCUUAAUCCAAGUGUAAUUUACAUAUUGACAUUUGUGAAAGUGUGUGAUUUUAAUUCUACUGAGACAAAUGUCUCAAACAUGGUACUUGAGCGAGUACAUAUGACGUAUUUGUGUAAAAUGUGAGGUCAUACUUUGACUAAAAGUUAUAGACUCAUCAAUUAUAUAUUGUUUGACCAUUUAAGAAUAUAUGUGUAUAACUGUGUGCUGCUUUAGUCAAACAGUAUCAAAGUAAUUUAAGGGAGGUUAAUUAAACAACUUUCAUAGUGGGUCCAAAAGUUUGAGAUUACAUACGAAAGUUUAAAGUCUUCGAUUCAAAACCUACUGUUUAACAUCUGUAUUCCACAUGACAGUGUAAAUAAAGUCAAACAGGUUUGGAA